Molecule: messenger RNA, 374 nt
Organism: Chionomys nivalis (European snow vole)
Lineage: Eukaryota; Metazoa; Chordata; Mammalia; Rodentia; Cricetidae
Gene: Kcne2
Product: potassium voltage-gated channel subfamily E regulatory subunit 2
Exons: 1
Coding region: 3-374 (123 amino acids)
Biological process (GO): membrane repolarization during action potential; potassium ion export across plasma membrane; negative regulation of delayed rectifier potassium channel activity
Cellular component (GO): membrane
Molecular function (GO): transmembrane transporter binding; voltage-gated potassium channel activity involved in ventricular cardiac muscle cell action potential repolarization; delayed rectifier potassium channel activity
Source: RefSeq, a predicted model, not a curated record
ACAUGACCACAUUAGCCAAUUUUACACAAACACUGGAGGAUGUCUUCAGAAAGGUUUUCAUUACUUAUAUGGAUAACUGGAGGAAGAACACGACGGCCGAAGAGCAGGCGCUUCAGGCCAGAGUCGAUGCUGAGAACUUCUACUACGUCAUCCUGUACCUCAUGGUGAUGAUUGGCAUGUUCUCCUUCAUCGUGGUGGCCAUCCUGGUGAGCACGGUGAAGUCGAAGCGGCGGGAGCACUCCCAGGACCCCUACCACCAGUACAUCGUGGAGGACUGGCAAGAGAAGUACAAAAGUCAGAUCUUGCAUCUGGAAGAACCCAAGGCCACCAUUCAUGAGAACACAGGGGCAACAGGGUUCUCAGGGUCGCCCUGA